AGCAGGAGCCCUCACUGCAGCAGCGCUCGGCCGAGGCGCAUCCAGGCGCCUUCGCCGCUCCCUCCUCCUUUCCUUCCUCCUCUGCCGCCGCGGAGUCGGGCCCUGCUGCACCGGGCGAAGAGGAAAGUGUUCGGAUCCCGGACGAAGUUCCUUAGAGGCGGAGGAGAAGGCAGCUACCGGUCAUCUCACCAAGAAGACUUAUGAGACUGCAAGAAGACUAAAGCAUUUUGAAAGACCUUACCUACCUGAAGACAACAGCAAUGACAACAAACAUGGCAGAUUAUUCUGCUUAUAAAGAGACCUCCAAUCGUCAUUUGCGUUUCAAGCUACAGAGCCUUAGUCGCCGCCUUGAUGAACUAGAGGAAGCCACCAAAAACCUCCAGAAAGCUGAGGAUGAGCUACUAGACUUGCAGGACAAAGUAAUCCAGGCAGAAGGCAGCAACUCCAGCAUGCUGGCUGAUGUGGAAACUCUGCGGAAAAGGGUUCUGAAAAUAGAAGGGAAGGAUGAGGAGAUCAGGAAGGCAGAAGAGCUUUGCCAGCUGAUGAAGGAGAAGCUAGAGGAGGAGGAAAGCCUCACCAGGGAGCUGAAAUCUGAAAUUGAGCGGCUUCAGAAGCGGAUGGCAGAGCUGGAGAAGUUGGAGGAGGCCUUUGGCCGGAGUAAGAAUGACUGUACGCAGCUCUGCCUGAGUCUCAAUGAGGAGAAAAACCUGACCAAGAAAAUUUCAACUGAAUUGGAGAUUCUUAGGGCCAAAGUAAAAGAACUUGAACAAUCAGAAGACAGACUCGAUAAAACUGAGCAGAGUUUAGUGAGUGAGCUGGAAAAGCUGAAAUCUUUAGCUGUUGUUUUUGUUAAUGAAAGAAAACACUUCACUGAAAAAGAAAAGCAGAAUGAGAAGUUAAUACAAGAGCUGACACAAAAGCUAGAACAAAACAAUAAACUGAACCGGGCAGAUCAGACGCGAAACACAUCAAAUCUACUGGAACGAUCAUCCAAUAGUAUCCUUGAGAGAAAUGAUAUGAGGAUUGAAGUUGACUUGACAACUUCUGCACUGUCCUCAAAAGAAACAAGAAGAAAAGGGAGCUUGGACUACUUGAAACUUGUGGAAAACGAAACCCGAAACAAUUCAGAAAACCAGAAGAAUAAAAACCAAGAAGACAACAAAGUGAAGGACCUAAACCAAGAAAUUGAGAAACUGAAGACUCAGAUCAAACAUUUUGAGUCUUUGGAAGAAGAACUUAAAACCUUGAGAGCCAAAAAUAAUGACCUGCACGAUAGUUAUUUAAGUGAGCAGAAUAAAAAUAAGAUCCUCACAGGGCAACUUGAAGAAAUAAAAAUACAGAUGAAAAAGCAAAAAGAGCUAGAAAACGGAGAGGCAGAGGUGGAAGAAAUUAAUUUGUCCGGCCGAACUAAGCACGAUAGACCUAAACACCGAGCUGUCACAGGUGAAUCAACUGUUUUGAAACACAAAUCUCGGGAACUUUCACCUCAGUAUCGGCGGGAGAGAAUACGCAACCGAGAAUUCUCAUUUAAUAAUGAGGGCUGUGGCCAAGUUAGCAAACGGGUUACAAGUCCUAAUCUGAACAGCAGGAGAACGACAAAAGCAUCUAGUACUUCAGCAUUAUUAGACACUGUAGCAACUGACUGUAAGCAAGCAGAAAACAAAUCAACCGUGGGUGGGCACAGUGCAUCGCAGAGAGAUAGUGGCAUCCCACCAGCCGAAGUAAAAAAAUCUAGAGAGCAACCAUCUGUGCUUAGCCGCUACCCACCUGCUGCACAGGAGCACAAGUCGUGGAAGGCUUCUUCAAAACCCAAGAAUGAAAGUGUCCUGAGAAGUAAAGCUGAAAAAAUAUCCCAGCCGUUAAAUGACACUUAUCACUGUAAAUCCGACGAAUUUGAAGACAAGACAAGCAAAGCCGAAACUGCUGUACCAUCUUCUGAAAAGGGAAUUAAGACACAUUUCACAGAAUCGUCUGCUCUUUUAACGGAGGCUCGUACCUCAAAAACUAAUUGUGGACCAACCAAUGGAGCUGCUUCACCCUAUCAACAUUAUCUCUCUGCAGAAAUAUUAGGUACUGAGCCCACCAGCUCAAAGGUGGAAACCACACCAUUGGUUUCGCCUCACAGACGGCACAUGGGCGAGAGCUCUCUAAAGGUGGCUAACCCACAAGAAAGGGAACCUGUCGGUGCUCCAAUGGAAAUGACAAAGCCCUUACCUCUAGCAAAGUCCUGGCUCAUUUCAAGAAGCCAGGAAGAUCUCUUGCAGAGUCAACCAGUUCCUCGAAAGGAAGAAACCAAUCAGACAUUUACUGUAAACUUGAACAAUGGGGGCCUGAAAUCAACCUCUGCAAGAGCCAAAGUUAUCAACCCCAGUGGCAUGACUGAGGAGAAGAGUAAAGUCACAGUUGUUCCUACCACAGUAGAUUUAGGGACGAAGAAGGAACCUGUUUCUAGAGAAUUCAUGAGCUCAAGGGGAACUAUUCAGACAUCUCCCCUUGAAAAUGACAAAAGCACUUGUGGUGAAGAGGAACCUAGGAAGUUAUCCAGAACAUCUUCAGCUGCUGCCAUGGCGGGCUUGAAAACCAGAAGGCAGUUCAGUCCAAGGGAAGCUCUGAGGUCUAAGGCUGUCAUCAAGCCUGCAAUUGUGGAAAAGGACAUGAAGGAAGUCAUGGGUGGUUCUGGGUCUGGGCCAGAAGCCAGCUUUGAAAAACAGCCCACUGUCUUUAAGACUGUGUCACACAAAAUGACAAGCAGCAUUACCAUUUACCCAUCUGAGCCAGUUAUUCAAAGGACCAGCGCAAGUGAAGCUACAAAGGACCAACAGCAAGUGUCUGCCAGCAAUAUUAGAGUAAUGCCAAAUGAGCUUUCCACAGGAGUGAAUGCAACAGGCACGCCGUGUGAGAUAUCGAUUAACAAGAGCAACAUGUCGUCAAUGUUACCAGAGACUGAUAAAAAUAAGGACUCCAUUUUGAGAAGCAGGUUGGAAACAGUGGUCUCCAAAAGUAGCAUUACAAUUAAACCUUCUGAGUCAGUGGAGAAGAACAGUGAGCCAACUGUGGAGACUAUCAACUGGAAGAGCCAUGGGUCUUCAAACUCAUCUGAGACCAAACAUGUCACAGUGAGAGGUGCAUGGCGAACAAGGCGUGGUGUGCACUCUUUGGAAGACUCUGCAACUAAAGCCGAUGAAAAUGCAAGCCCAAGGAAUCCAUAUAGGUCAUCUACUGAUCCUUCCAAAACUGAAGGAACUGGCACACGCAUAUAUGCGAUUGAGCAGAAUUCCAGAAGGGCCAGUGCUGGUAUUAACUCUUCAAACACUCCCGAAUUAGACUGUAGAAGGACCAAAAGUAACUUAAGUACAUCUGAGAUGCCCAGACAAAGAAAUAGUGCCAAUGAACCUGUGGCUGCUUCUCCGUGGAGUUGUACAGUAUUACCAGAAGAAAACAAAGAUUUUGUUCCCAGUUCCAGAAGAAAACUGUUCAGCAACUCUGAUAUGCUGAGAAAGAGGCCAGACACCAAGCUGGAUUCACCUUGCCAGAUCCCAGGCAGCAAAACGGAGGAAUGGAGACAUUGGUCCAAAGGCUACUCAGAAGACAACUGAUCUGACCAAGGGUGAGGUAGAUUCUGAUGUGGGCAUUUCCAAUGCAUGGCCUCCAGAAGCUGAACUUCAUCCUUCUCUUUGCUCUGCUCUUCAACCACAGGGACUUGUAUGGUGCCUGCAGUUCAGCCUUUUCAGUACUCAAGGCCUUGACUUCUCCCUUAACCUUGGGUGGAUUUUUAAUUAUUUUAAGGGUGGCUUUGCAUUUUCUUUCUCCCCGAUGGAGGAGACCACAGCAAUGUUGCUCAGGGGAAUCCCACUUCAUCUUUUUAACCAAGCUUGAAUCUGCAGGACCCCACACAGCUGGAGAUUGAUCAUAUCUUGAGGUAUCUAGGAUCCUUUGCCUGCUAGAUCAUUUCCUGGAGAAGCAAAGAUCUUCUGUUUUAGUAACCACUAUAGGUGGAGACCUACCCUAAUUGCAUCUUUAUCUGCAGGAUCUUGAAGAGGUCAGAAUCUACAUAAAAGUUUAAACCAGUAGGAAUCUUCAUCUCUCAGUGUGGAUUUUUGCUCUUCACAGUAGAUUACACUGAACCUGGAUUCUCCAUGGUCUGGUGUUCCAAGCACUGGCUCAACUGCAGCUCUGGAAGAGAUUGUUUGGAAAGAGGACACUACUUCACAUCAGGCUUGUUACCUCUCUGCCCUUAUCGCCUCACCUGCACUGCCAUUGCUUGGUCCUAGUCAAGAAGUUUCUCCCCAGCACACAAGCAAUUAACUGAAACACACCUUUGUCACCAUCACAACUUGCUCUCUGAGGAUUGUUAUAGUACCCGCCCUCCUUCGCUUCCAUGAGUUUUGCUGUUGCUUCCUUCCUUAACCCAAGGCACAUUCCUCUGCUCCUUGGGCAGGAAGACUAGCAAGUUCCAGAAGUACAUCCUUUGGCUACAGUGGUUCAGACAGUGCAAGAAGCCUAAUCAUUAUAUCCAACUGGAAGCUCUUGGUCAGAGGCCUCUCAAUACAUUACUUGAGCUAAUUGCUUGAGGUCUCAGUGCUGGCCUUAUUGCCCCUUCUCACUGGGAUGGCUGCUGGGGUUUGGGACAGAACUGGUCAAAGAGGCGGGCAAGAAAAGUCUCCUUUGUAUAGCACCUCAGUACAUCUGCAGGAUGGGGAGGGACACUUUUUAACAUUUCUGCUACCUCACUCUUCACUUGCUUGGGCAAAGGGACCAGUGGAGACUCUUCCAGAGACAUAUGCUCUCUUUCCAUACCAGAAUCAGCAUACUCAAUGCAUCUCCCAUUUGCUCUAAGCCUUCCUCCAUGUGUUUGGAGCAUAAGGCACAGAUGCUGCUGGACAGUAAGUUUUCACUACACUCCUCCCCCUCUUUUUUUUCCCUAUUUGGCAUAGAAUUGUCUGCUUCCUAACCCUUCAUGUUGUGACCAGCUUGGCAGUUUGGCAUAGAAUUGACUGCUGCUUCAUCUUGUGACCAGCCGAACUUUCCCCAAGCUGGUAGCCCUCAGAUGUUACAGACUAUACUUCCCAUUGGCCCCAGCCAGUAUGGCCAGUGGUCAGAAAUGAUGGAUCAGGUUGAGGUCAGUGUAAAGUAAUGGCAGAAAAACACUAGCUGUUGAUAUGAUGGGAGGCAGUUAUAAAGCAUGAGAUCCCAUGAUGGGAGGCAGUUAAAAAGCAUACAGUCCCAUUCAACAUCCCCAAGUAACUAGUAUGCAUCUGUCAAAAUGGCCCUUCAAGAUGGAAACUUUCCUGCAAGCAGAUGGCCAGAUGAUGGCUUUGUGCUGGGGGUUUGCAGGGAUAGAGCAGCAGGCAGGGCUCAGUUCUUAACCCGCCAUCCACAUGUAUGCUUGCACACAUACUCAUUUUGUCAAGACAGCUGGGACCAUGGGGAGAAUGCUUACUUGAGAGGUGGGGGAGUCAUUGGGUGGGAACUGAAGUGAUUCCAUCAGUUCUCCCCUUACAACUCUACCACCACCCUGCCCAGACAUUAAUAUUGGGAAGCAAAUAUGUUUGGGAAUCCUGACCUAGGUUCAGCCUAAGUUUUACACUGACAUCUCAGUGAACGUCACAUAUUGACUAAAUUCAUUCUUGAGAUUCAGUCUGACUAAUGCUCCAGAUUAAUUAAAGCCAUAUUAAAAACUUUUUUCUUUUUACAGGGAGCAAAUCAAAACACCACUUUCCCCUCUCUCCUCUGCCUGAAGCUCACUGUCCUGGCUUUCCAGCCAUCUGUUUGAAAAGUGGACUGAUGGCAUGGCCUAAAAAUGUAGCAUUCUUGCAUUUAAAUUAAGACUUGCCUUGCCCUCUCCUACGAAGCAAAAGUAAACGAAUUACCCUUACGCUGGAGGUAAACCUCAGGAAAAGGAAUCGGGAUUAAAUCGUCUUUAAAAUUUCAAUAGAAAAAGCAGAUCCUUGUCCAACCUUUUGGAUGUAUCUUGCUUUUGCUACAGAGCUCGGUCCUGCUCCUUACAAUACCAAUACCUUUAAAAGGUGGAACAAUGCCAGUAUUCACUUGUAUUUUAAUAUGUUGAGCCUUUAGAAAUCAACUAGAUCCUGUUCCGUCCCUCUCAUCCAUAUUUUUAUAUAGCAAGUUUAUUUUUUAAAGUCAGGAUUGUUCUUAAUCUUUUUGAAUAUAAGGCAGAGGACACAGGCAUUGAUACCAGGAGGAGCCCUGGUGGCGCAGUGGUUAAAUGUCUAUACUGUAGCCACUCACACAAACCAUAAGGUUAUGAGUGCAAUACCAGCCAAGGGCUCAAGCUUGAUUCAGGCUUGCAUCCUUCUGAGGUUGCUAAAAUGAGUACCCAGCUUGUUUGGGGCAAUUAGCUUACAGUUGUAGACCACUUAGAGACUGCUGAAGCAGAAUGAAGCAGUAUAUAAAUGAAGCUAUUGCUAAGCUGCUAUACCUUUUGUUGGACUAGGUGUUGAAAGUGUAUGCAAACUACCAGGUAGGUAGGGAUUUAAAUAUGACCCUUAGGAGAUGUUGAGUCCAAAAAGUUUAGCUAUUCAUAGUUUGGCUAAUAAAAUGUAUUAUUACCACUUAUUAUUUCAUAGUGAGGUGCAUGGAAAGCUGUGUGCCUUUCAAAAGGUGAAGAAUAUCCAGGCUUUGUGCUUAUAAAAGUUCUACAUGUUAUAUUAAUUUCCCACAUGUAAAUAUACAGUGUGCCCACUCCAUAUGCAGGCGCACUAUAUGUGGCUUCCUGUUUACACAGAAGCUGCGUUGCCAUUAAAUGAAUGGUGCGCGUGUGCGCCAUGCCACUGCAAGAACGAGGCCCAUUAUAUUGAAGGGCUCAAGGGGGGGGGGGUCUGCAAUUGAUCCCCUGCAUAAGGCAAGGCUCCACUGUAUUUGUAUAUGUAUUUGGUGGUACAGCGUGCCCACAUUAUGGGCGGAUGUGCCAUAUGCCGCUUCCAGCAUAUGCUGGAAGCCAUGCUGGAAAAACUCCUCUCGCACCCCAGAAGAUGUAAUGGGGCACGUCACGUGCAUGUUACUUCUAAUGGGGCUCGAGCAUACAUGUUUUUUCCCCACAUAAGGGAAGGGCAUGCUGUAAUUGGAAAGGGCCAUGGAUGAUACUAAGGCCAUAAGCCACACCUGCUGAAUAGCCUGCUCAGACAUUAAAAGUUCUGGUCACUUUACCCACAUACCUUGUAUUCAAAUUAUGAAUAUAUCCACAACCUACAAUCAUUUCCCAGUGCCUCUUUCAGGAUUGAGUCAUACUGAUUUAGUUGAUUUGAGAAUGAGAUCACAUAGCAAAUCGGAUUGCUUCCAUUGAUGGGUAGAAUAUAAAGGUUUCAGUAUCUCAGCAUUAACUAGCUGGGGAUAGCCAUUUUACAUGAACAAAACCUGCAUGCACCAACAGUGCCCAUUCAGUGAUAAACAGAGCCUUGGGAGUAGGCGCGCGCGUGUGUAUCUGCAUGCGUGUAUACUAAAAAUGUUUUAAAGGCCAUGCCACUUGAUUUUAAAAAGCACUUUAGCAGCUAUCACAUAAUACAAGUAGUUUCAUUUUUCUCAAGUUGGAUUUGAUUGGAUCACGGGCUACUUGAAAAUUAAAACAAACCACCCAUAGUGUGUGUGUUAUGCUGCUGUCCGAGUCACACCAUUGGCUGGACCAUAGAUGCCGGUUAUUUCCUAUAAGAUGAAGCAGCUGAUGCAAUGAAGAUGCCUUGUUCAUGUUUAAUUUAUAGCACCUUUUUAAAGCAUACAUAGAUGGAAAUUAGUUCUCUUGGAACUUGCUGUUGCACUGCACCCUUAAAUAGAAUCCUCCACGCAUCGUUUCCCUUUUCUGCAUGGUGAAAUGUCAGCCAUUUUAAUUGUGCAGUGGCUCUGGACGCCCUUAGAGCAGGGUGGGGAAUCCAAAAGUCCUAGACUAUGUCUCCCUUACCACUGGCCAUGCAGGCAGGGGCUUCUGGGAAUUGAAGUCCAAAACCAUAAUGGAUUCCCUAACUCUGUGGCCAUCUAGAAAUUUUCAACUGCCAGAUGCAUCAUGGCAGAAAGUUACAGUCAAAAAUAGCUAGUGGGCGAAUGGGUCCUCAUCCUUCUCUGGUUGGAGCAGAAGGAAAACCCAAGUGAUUCUUUUCCCCCCAAGAACUAUGACAAUCAGCUCUAAACCUAUACAUCUCCCCACUCCAACACAACUGCUCAUAUAGCUAUAUUGCUAACUAACUGAAUUGAAAAAGACUAUUUUCUGGAUAGCAAAUUCAACACCACUACUCACCUGUGUAUUCCCAAACAUAGGUGCUCUUCCAUGCAUUCACUACUCCCCCCCCCCCAGGAUUCAGUGCUCAGGAACUUGCUGGCAAGGCAAAGUAAAAUAUACCUCAGCACCAACACUAACACCCACCCAUCCCAAAGUAAGGGAUUCAAGAUAAGAGAAGCAACACCAGGGCGAUUGGAUUUGUUCCCAGGUGACAACAGCUGUAAAGAUUUUAUCUCGGCAAGAAAAGCAACGUCUCUUUCCAUGCCAACCGACCAACAUAAAAACCAAGUCUGGGACACACAUGAAACCAGCUGCCUGUUCUUUGAGCUUUUAUAUCAGAAUAUACUUACAUAUCCCAGAAGAGGAACAGUGAGUGGCUUUUCCUUAAGUUCUGUCUGAGAGCUUUUAUCACGAUUCCUGACCCCAUUUGUUUCGGCAAUGCUCUGUUACAGGAUCCAUUACAUAGGCAGUGUUUGUAGUUCAGAAAACAAUUGCCCACAAAAGCAAUUCUGCUCUGACUUUCUUUUUAGCCAGAUGUUCAAUUUCAGGGCAGAACCCAAUCCCAACCAUCCAACCUCAUGGCACUGGAUGUGCCAUCCCCAGGAUCUGUUUGUUGAUAGUCUUACAUUUCACAAGGUACAAAUAAUGAAUGUAAAUAUGCAUUACAGUAUAGAUUAGGGGUUAUCUGAUCCUGUAAAAAUGAGACGGUUGUUAAAAGAACCUAGAAACCAUAACCCUGAGUGCAAUAGGAGUUGAUUAUUGAAAAUGCAGUGUUCUGUCUGUAUUACUGAGCAGACAGUGACAAUUUCAGGAAAUAGAGACUUAUUUGGCUCAAGUUGCACACUUAAGAAAAAAGAAAACAGCUGUAAAAUGUAAGUAUUUGCCAGUUGUUUGGCAAGUUUAUCUUUGCUUUUAGCGGCAGCAUAUAAAUACAGUAGGGAAUCCCCCCGGGACUUUUUUUAAUGCUGACAAUUUAUGUGUAAAAAAGAAGGAUGCUGCAUGUGGUAGUUCUUUUUUGUUGUUUUGUUUUUGUUCCUUGUCAAGAAAUGUAAAUUGCAAUUUCUUCCAAUUGGAGGUCAGAACUGUCCUCAUGUAUAGCUUGCACAGUGUUGCCUCGUCAGUUCUGCUACUUCACCUUCCUUCAUUACAAAACCCAAAACUACAGCUGCUAUCCAGAACCAGGGAGAAACUAUAACAUGGUGUAAAUGCUUUGUCUGUAAAAGAUCCCAGGUUCAUGAGACUUUGAGACAGCUGCUGCCAGUUGGAAUAGGUAGUCCUUGGCUAGAUAAAAAAGGUAUAUAAGGCAGCUUUGUGCCACAAAGUCAAGGAUCUGAAUUUUAUUUUUCUGCAUUAAAUUGAUGUCUGAGUGCCAAGCAUAUAAGGUUUUAGCCAUAGGUUAGUGAGAAGGGACCCAUAUGUAUGCUGGAGCAGAAUAUUGUCUCUUGGGCUUUGAACUGGUGCACCUGCUGCAAAUGUAUAUAAGAUAGAAGAUGCCACUCCUCCUACCCUAUGCACCAGUGGAAGAAGAAACCACAGAAGAUUUUGCUGCUUCAGAUGAAAUCCCAAUUUGAUAUCCAAAGAGGGAAAAGGGGUGAAGGUACUGCCGUGCAAGGGCCAUCCUUCCUCCUCUUUUUCUUUCCUCUUGGCUAGAGACCAAAGGAUUUGCUAACCCCUUUAGUGGCUGUGGGAAGCACAGUGUGCCAUCCAUGUCUGCACAAGGGAGGAGGCAUGUUGGUCUUCCUGCCAGUUAAUGCUUAAGAAUCCUUCAGAUUCUGUGGAAUGUAUUUUUAAGAGGUGAAAAUAUAUUUUUUCUAUUUACUAUUAUCAAGACUGGGUGGAAAGGGAUUGCCAAAAAACUGACAUUGUGUGCUACAAGCAGAUGAACAUCUUCUGCCUUAUUUUCCCUCAUUUUCAGAUUCAGAAAAAGCAAGUGCAAUUUAGCAAGGUGUUGUCCCAAGGUCCUUGUUUGCCAGCCCUCUCAAACCCAGCAAACUACCAGCACUAUUCCAAUCACUCCACCCCGACUCAAGAAGAAGCACCGUGGUGCUAGCAUGUUCAUUUGGGGGAAGGCCCUCCUCUUUCACCUCCCAAACUUGUCUGUGUGUUUAACAGCAAGUGGGGCUUAACCUGCCCAUUACACAGAGCAAGAAGUAUGCAUGCUGUGUUUAAACAUAAAUGUUUGUCUGCAUGUUAUCUUCUGACUAAUACUGUCUGUUCUACAGUACAUAAUAAAACUAUU
This is a messenger RNA of Sceloporus undulatus (fence lizard), 10466 nucleotides long. RefSeq names its product leucine zipper protein 1 (gene LUZP1). Lineage: Eukaryota; Metazoa; Chordata; Lepidosauria; Squamata; Phrynosomatidae. The record is from RefSeq and is a predicted model, not a curated record. The transcript has 4 exons. The coding region runs from base 261 to 3596 and encodes 1111 amino acids.